AUGGCCGAGGCAGACUCGUACGCGACCGAGGGCCUCCCGCCGGCGCCGUCGGUGUCGAUGACAACAAUGGCGAUGGCGGGCCUCCUCGUCGACGCCUACGGACUCGACGAGCUGCCCUCCGACGCCGUCGUCCCCGUGACGUGCCUCUGGCUGCUUCAUCCGCGGACGCGGACGCGGGCGCGCAUGGGCGACGUUGCGCGCCGUGUGGUGCAUGCCUGGAUCGAGCAGCGGGGGCGGCGUGGGCAGGAGAGGAAAAGAGGCCUCGUCGCGCUCGCAUUCGACAUGCCCAACCAUGGCAGCAGGCUUGUGAGCUCGCUCGCAAAUCAGGCGUGGGGCGGUGGCAACGACAGGCACGCCAUCGACCUCGCCGGCAUGGUCCUCGGCGCCCGGAGGGACAUGAGCACGCUGAUGGACCUCGUCGGCGGCUACCUCGAGAGGCCUGUUGACGGUCACGUCGCCCUCGGCUGGAGCCUAGGCGGGCACGCGGCGUGGCAGGGCAUCCUGGGCGAGGACAGGCUGGACGCCGCCGUCGUCGUCGUGGGGUGUCCGGACUUGCUGGGCCUCAUGACCAGCCGUGCGCAAGGGGCAAACCUCGAGGUGGGGACGGGAGGGACCCUUCUCGGCAGCCGCUUCUUCCCAGAGAGCCUCGUGAGGACACUGUCCAGACAUGACCCGCGGGCCAUACUCUUUGGCGUCGGCGCAGACAGGCUGUCGUCGCCGCCGCUCGCCGCCACGGAGCGGGCGCGCCUACGCGGCGUCCUGGACCGUUGCUUGCGGGGGAAGAAGGUGCUGCUGUGUUCGGGUGGCGAGGAUAGGCUGGUGCCGCAUGCGCACUCGCGACCGGUCGUCGCCCUGCUCGAGGACGCCGUCGGCGCCGACGGGUGGUACGCCGAUGGGGGGGUCGAGCUGGACGACCGCGUAUACGAGGGCGUCGGGCACCAGUUCAGCGCCGAUAUGGUACAGGAUGCCGUUCAGUUUUUGGUUCGUGUCGUGGCCAAAGGUCCGAGACAACUGUCGGCCAUGGAUGAAAUACCCGAGUUGAUGUAG
Messenger RNA from Drechmeria coniospora, 1047 nucleotides. RefSeq lists its product as uncharacterized. The transcript is spliced from 2 exons. NCBI's taxonomy places the organism in Eukaryota, Fungi, Ascomycota, Sordariomycetes, Hypocreales, Ophiocordycipitaceae. Bases 1 to 1047 code for a protein of 348 amino acids. The record is from RefSeq and is a predicted model, not a curated record.